AUGGCGUCCAAGGCCAUGUGGGAGGUUGAUCCCGAGACUCGUUCCAAGCUGGCCGCUCUCCAAAAGGAGUCCAAAAACAACGUCUGCUGCGAUUGCGGUGCCCCCUCCCCGCAAUGGGCUUCUCCCAAAUUCGGCAUCUUCAUCUGCCUAACGUGUGCAGGUGUGCAUCGAGGACUGGGAGUGCAUAUUUCCUUUGUGCGGAGCAUUUCCAUGGAUGCGUUUAAAGCGAGCGAAAUCGAGCGAAUGCGACUAGGCGGCAACGAAGGCUGGAAGAGGUUUUUUGAGGAGCACGAGGACACUCAGAUGCGGGGGAUGUCCUGGGACGAUGCGACAAUUGCGGAGCGGUACAGCGGCGACGUUGGCGAGGAGUGGAAGGAGAGGCUUUCGUGUCAGGUUGAGGGCAGGGAAUACGUGCCCGGGGAGAAGAAGCCGGCCGCACCGACGCCGGCCGUGAGAAGCACCUCUUCACCAGCUCCGGCUGCUCAGCGGAUGGCAUCGAGGACCGGCACACCGUUGAGCCAUUCGCCGAGCCGAAGCCAGAGCCCCGGACAGAUGGGUGGCGGUGGCGGUGGUCCAGGAGGCAAGGUCCGAGUGGACGACAGGUACUUUUCGAGAUUGGGCGCCGAGAACGCGUCGAGAUCCGAGCAUCUCCCCCCCAGCCAAGGCGGCAAGUAUGCCGGCUUCGGCAACACACCGGCCCCAGCGGCGUCGACUCAGGGAAGCAUACCCAACCUUGAUGAGCUGCAAAAGGAUCCCAUGGCGGCCUUGUCCAAGGGCUUCGGCUGGUUGACGUCGACGGUGAGCAAGACGGCCAAGACGGUGAAUGAUGGAUAUAUCCAGCCCACUGCCAAGCAAUUUGCAGAAGGUGAUUUUGCCAGGCAAGCCCAUCUCACAGCCGCGCAGUUUGCCAGACAGGCCCAGCUUGCAGGCAAAUCCGCCCAAGAAGGCUUCACCCGCUUUGUCGAGGGCAGCGACGGUCAUCAACGAGAUGCACCACUCGAUGCGAGCCGCAAAGACUUUUGGGACGACUUUUCGAGCUUGGCCGACCAGAAGAAGCAAGGUGACAACGCGAUUGGGACAAGCGCGAUGGGUAUGGGAAAGAAGAGCGCAUCAGGGGGUCCGGCGUCUAAGAAGAAGCAGGAUGACUGGGAUGAUUGGUGA
This is a messenger RNA of Ustilaginoidea virens, 1161 nucleotides long. RefSeq lists its product as uncharacterized. Gene Ontology annotation, biological process: regulation of endocytosis; regulation of ARF protein signal transduction. Gene Ontology annotation, cellular component: Golgi membrane. The transcript has 3 exons. The coding region runs from base 1 to 1161 and encodes 386 amino acids. NCBI's taxonomy places the organism in Eukaryota, Fungi, Ascomycota, Sordariomycetes, Hypocreales, Clavicipitaceae. Gene Ontology annotation, molecular function: GTPase activator activity. The record is from RefSeq and is a predicted model, not a curated record.